Oryza brachyantha (malo sina) is the source of this 756-nucleotide messenger RNA. Its product is annotated as E3 ubiquitin-protein ligase EL5-like. NCBI's taxonomy places the organism in Eukaryota, Viridiplantae, Streptophyta, Magnoliopsida, Poales, Poaceae. The record is from RefSeq and is a predicted model, not a curated record. The coding region runs from base 185 to 667 and encodes 160 amino acids. Gene Ontology annotation, molecular function: ubiquitin protein ligase activity. Gene Ontology annotation, biological process: protein ubiquitination. The transcript has a single exon.
GCAAGCGCAAGCGCAACCGAUCUCUCUCAAGUCUCAACGCCCCCCGCUGAUGCACGGUGUUGCCAACUGCCAGAGACCCACCCAAAACCACAGUUUAUAUGUACAGAAGAUAUGCCUGUAGCGCAGCUUCUCCGGCCGGAUUCUCGAUUCCGAUUCAUUCACUAGCUAUUACCCGCACGCACGCAUGGCGCGUCCCUGCAGCAGCUACGACCUCGCGAUGCGGCAGAAGCUGCUGCUCUUCCUCGACAUCCUCGCCGUCCUCCGCUUCCUUGUGGCGGCCCUCCUCGACCGCCUUGGCAUCGUGUCCAUCCAGGACAACGAGCUCCCCGCCGGCCAGCUGCCCUGGGGCGACGGCGUAGAUACGGUCGCGAUGGAGCGCCUCAUGGAGGCGGCGCUCAGUAUGUCGCGGUACAGGCUACGGCGGCGGCGUGCCUCGCCGGGCGGAGACGACGAGCUGAUGGCCGCCGGCGGCGACGGGAGCGCGGCCAUCUGCACGAUUUGCUUGGCGGGACUGGAGGCUGAAGGAGGAGGAGGAUGCCAGGUCGCGGAGUUGAGCGGCUGCUCGCACGCGUUCCACGCUUCGUGCAUCGAUGGCUGGGUGGGCGAGGCGGGAACCUGCCCUCUGUGCCGCACGCCGGUGCUCCCGCCUUUGCAUAUGCCGGCGUAGUGUUUCAUACAUCAAACAAGUACCAGUAAAAAACGAGCUUAAUUGUACUUCCUCCGUUUCAUAAUGUAAGACGUUUUAGUUAUACUUAG